GCCAAGGCCGAUGGCUUUCUAGCUGCGGUAAAAUGCUUAGAGAAGUCAGCGCGGCGAAGUGUGUUUUGACCCCCCGCGGAGUCCGACUUUUAUUGUCUGCUAAUGAUAAUUUUCUCGCGAGAAAACCCCUCCGUGUGCACGUCGCCGAACGGCGCCGCGCUGGUCAUGUGGCGGCUGCGGCGGUCGUGCUUGUGUGGAUCUAUAUCGAUCCACCACAUCAGUAAUAUCUAUAAUUGCACUGCCUUUUAGUUUUUCUUAAAUUUUUCGCUUAUUACUUGUUAUUAUAAUUAAAUAAUGAUAAAAUUCCCCAAAUAAUUUAUAUCAUCAUAGUCUUGCGUAUGUUAAUAUCUUGAAUUUAAUGUUUGACGACAUUCUGAUAUGAUAUGAUAUAUAAUAUGUUAUGGUAUAAUCAAUUGUUAUUAUGUUACACAGCGAUUGUGAAAUAUACAUUCAUACAAACACAUUACACACAUCGCGUGCUCGCACGCUCAUACACAAACAGAUUUUUAAUUAUUUUUAAUUAUUACGCGAGAUCUUAUAAGAUGUAUUUUAUCUUGUCGAUUGAAUUUGUUUGAAGCGCAUUUAAUAAGUGGAUUACAAGCGAUUGGUGUAACUGCUGGAGCUCAUCGUCUAUGGACACAUCGAUCUUACCAGGUCAAAUUGCUGCUUCGAGUUCUGCUCCUUAUUUUCUUCACUAUGGCUGGCCAGUACAAGAUUACGGAUUGGGUGUGAGAUCGAGUGCAUCACAAGUAUACGGAGACGGACACGGACCCGCACAACAGCAAUCGCGGAUUCUUCUUUUCCCACGUCGGCUGGCUGAUGAUGAAGAAGUAUCCGGAAGUGAUCCGAAGAGGUUGUGAGAUCGACAUGAGCGAUGUCCUGGCGGAUCCUGUCGUCGUGUUCGACGAUAAGUAUUUCGCGAUACUUAGACUUCUCUUUUGCGUCGUGCUACCGAUACUGGUACCGGUUUAUGGAUGGAACGAGACAUGGAGCAAGUCAAUUCAAUCGCAAUUGUUUGGUCGCUAUGUGAUCGCCUUGAAUUGCACGUGGAGCGUCAAUAGUGUGGCUCAUAUAUGGGGUUCGAAACCGUAUAACGCAGAAGACCGCUCCACCCACAGUUUUUGAUCGUGGUUUUCCCGUGGGGCAUUGGGCAAAUGACGGGGCGGGGACCUGGAGUGUUCUUGCCAAAGAACGUUUGGUAUGGGUACUACCCCUCCCCCCUUGUCCGAAGACUGGGAACGCAACGGUUGGAUACAACGGUUGGAGGAGCGUCGACCCCUUUGACCUACUAGAAGAUCUGACUUGGACCUGGAAGGAUGGUGCCUGCAGGGUCUGAAACAGCAGCACGGACUGGAGCAGGAAGCCAUCUUGGUGCCUGGAAGUCAGUAUCGGAAUUCUAGAGGAAAAUUGAUUGGAACCUGAUGAAGCUCGAUAACCUGCUGCAGUAGCUCAGAGUAGAAUAGGAUAUCAUCUUGGUGCCCUUGGAAAACGAUCUCCUAAAGCCCCCUCUUGAAUUAUCGGGACGACAAUUUGAAGAGAGGGGGGACAAUGUUGCGUCCGCACUACUAGAGAUGGUUCGAUCUUUUUGAUGAUCCCGGUAUUGAUGAGACAGAAGAACGAGCUUUGGUUAGUAACGAGAAUAACAGCGGCUGUCAAGGAGAGUUGACAGCGAGACGUAGUCGCGAGUGGUCGUGUUUUCGACGGUAUUAAUUCUGAGCCUGUAAAGACGUGUCUCGCUGUACAUUAAAGCUUCUCGUUUUAAAAGCGUGAGCGCAACAAUA
Odontomachus brunneus is the source of this 1781-nucleotide messenger RNA. Its product is annotated as acyl-CoA Delta(11) desaturase-like. Gene Ontology annotation, biological process: unsaturated fatty acid biosynthetic process. NCBI's taxonomy places the organism in Eukaryota, Metazoa, Arthropoda, Insecta, Hymenoptera, Formicidae. The transcript is spliced from 4 exons. Gene Ontology annotation, molecular function: stearoyl-CoA 9-desaturase activity; iron ion binding. Bases 820 to 1125 code for a protein of 101 amino acids. The record is from RefSeq and is a predicted model, not a curated record. Gene Ontology annotation, cellular component: endoplasmic reticulum membrane.